This is a messenger RNA of Hyposmocoma kahamanoa, 1176 nucleotides long. It is a transcript of the gene spt4, whose product is annotated as transcription elongation factor SPT4. Gene Ontology annotation, molecular function: RNA polymerase II complex binding; zinc ion binding. Lineage: Eukaryota; Metazoa; Arthropoda; Insecta; Lepidoptera; Cosmopterigidae. Gene Ontology annotation, cellular component: DSIF complex; nucleus. Gene Ontology annotation, biological process: regulation of transcription elongation by RNA polymerase II; positive regulation of DNA-templated transcription, elongation; mRNA processing. Bases 148 to 498 code for a protein of 116 amino acids. The transcript has 5 exons. The record is from RefSeq and is a predicted model, not a curated record.
CGCGUGGCGGAUCACAGGCUCACAAAUUUCAUUCACAAAUUGACGUUAGAAGUUUUAAAUUUUCGAUUUAUGAUUAUGACAACAUUAUGGAAAAGUUUCUAAAAGAAGGAUCAAGUUAUAAAAAGCAAAUGUAUUUUUCGUUAGAUAAUGUCCAUGGACGUCGUACCAAAAGAAUUGAGAGGUCUACGAGCGUGCUUAGUUUGUUCUUUAAUAAAGACAUUUGAUCAGUUUGAAUACGAUGGUUGUGACAACUGUGAUGAAUUUCUUCACAUGAAGAACAAUAAAGACAACGUUUAUGAUUGUACUAGCAACAAUUUUGAUGGAAUGAUUGCAGUCAUGAGUCCAGAAGACAGUUGGGUCUGCAAAUGGCAGCGGAUAAGUCGUUUUUGUAAAGGUGUGUACGCAAUCUCGGUCUCUGGCCGCCUGCCCGCCGGUGUAAUCAGAGAGAUGAAAAGCCGUGGCAUUGCAUACCGUUCCAGGGAUACUAGCCAAAGAUAGAAUUCUAUUACUGCAUUUAGAGUCUUGGUACUUGUUGUGUUAACUUAGUGAUUUUGGGACCUGCAGGCUAGUUAACACUUUCCGUCUCAGUACAAAAAUUUGGUUUCAACUAAUUUGCUGAUUAACUGAGUAACUGUCGCUAUUAAGGGAUAUAUUAGCAUGUUAAAAUUAAAUUUUGUAAUGAGAGUACAUUUUUAUGAUGUUAUAGCAUAUAUUUCUGUAAAUUAUCAUAAUUUACCUACAGACAUACCAUAAACUCUCUAUAUUGUGUUCAAAAACAGCAAAUUACGACCAGCAUCAAAGUAAACUGUUUUGUUAGAACAAAUUUCUUAUCUGUGAAAAUAUUAUUGCUUCAUAAUAACAUCGAUUGAUGUUAUUAUUACAUUAAAAUUUCGAAUAUCUCUGAAAAACAAAACAAUUUGAUUUGACCUCAAUAAAAUAUCAGUUGAGAUUUGGUUGAGAUAGAAGUUUUAUUCAAAAUUAAAUGUCAAUAGCAAACAAUUUUGACAAUUUCACACGUUACUUGAUACCGAACUAUAUGAUACUAGUUGGGGCUGAUUCUAGUUUGCCUAUGAAAUAAAAGUAAAAACUGCGUUUGUGUGACAUGCGUGACAAAAGUUUUUAUUUGCCGCCAUUUCGGCAGUCGUAACAUGCAGUUCCUGAACACAUCACAGAGAG